Podospora bellae-mahoneyi is the source of this 810-nucleotide messenger RNA. RefSeq lists its product as uncharacterized. Gene Ontology annotation, molecular function: G protein-coupled receptor activity. NCBI's taxonomy places the organism in Eukaryota, Fungi, Ascomycota, Sordariomycetes, Sordariales, Podosporaceae. The record is from RefSeq and is a predicted model, not a curated record. Bases 1 to 810 code for a protein of 269 amino acids. The transcript has a single exon. Gene Ontology annotation, cellular component: plasma membrane. Gene Ontology annotation, biological process: adenylate cyclase-activating G protein-coupled receptor signaling pathway.
AUGCUGCUAACGCCAAAUCAAUGCUGGAUCACCUCCAAUUAUCAAGAGCUUCGUUUGUACCUCCAUUACCUACGGAUCUUUAUCUGUCUUGUGGCCACAAGCGUGAUAUAUCUCGCCAUCGUCCUUCAUCUCUUGACUCACCGCAAGCCCAUCGCUUCAAGCUGUCAACAAACAUCGCCCGGUACCCAGUAUGCCACACAAGAGCAGAAGCUUCGCGAGAUAAGCAGCUUUCUGGCAUACCCGUUAAUCUACAUUCUCUGUACCGUGUCAAUCGCUACAUCCAGAAUCGGAUCCAUGGUCAAACAUGAGCCCCCGGUCCUCUUCUACACCGUGGCAUGCUCUUUGCUGGCUUCAGCAGGAUUACUAGACGUCCUCCUGUACUCUUUCACUCGGAAAACCAUUGUCUUCUCUGGUCAGAAACCACCCACUCAAGACACAGGGCUGGAAACCUUUGGAUUCAUGGCAAGCUCUCUUCGCACACCACAUGGAAGAGCUUUCGGAAAUAUGGUGUUUAUCGAGGGUGAAACCCAAACCCACAGCGGCUCGGGCAUCAGGCGACUCUGGGGAUGGGUUUGUAAUUUGUGGAGGACAGUGUUUCCAAAGCGUUCCGAAAGAGCUUGGAGGGGCAGGCUUGCGAGCGUGGAAGUUCCUUUUGGGCCGAGGACUGAACGCGGGCAGGCGGAUUGGGACAGCUCGUGGAUGAGCUUGGGUGUGGACGCCUCCGAGGUCGCGUGGAAGAGCCCCCGCGCGCUGAAAGUAGAGAUCGGAUGUGAGACGACAACGCGCGUCCACACGCAAUAUCAAGGGUGA